Messenger RNA from Pungitius pungitius (ninespine stickleback), 9238 nucleotides. RefSeq names its product calcium channel, voltage-dependent, P/Q type, alpha 1A subunit, b (gene cacna1ab). NCBI's taxonomy places the organism in Eukaryota, Metazoa, Chordata, Actinopteri, Perciformes, Gasterosteidae. The transcript is spliced from 50 exons. The coding region runs from base 269 to 7480 and encodes 2403 amino acids. The record is from RefSeq and is a predicted model, not a curated record. Gene Ontology annotation, biological process: calcium ion import across plasma membrane; chemical synaptic transmission. Gene Ontology annotation, cellular component: neuronal cell body; voltage-gated calcium channel complex; membrane. Gene Ontology annotation, molecular function: high voltage-gated calcium channel activity; calcium ion binding.
GGUCGGGGGGAAAGACGCAGUCUCCAGCCAGGGGUACAGCCUACUUAGUGGAGAUGAUUGCAAUGUGUGAUGAAAUGCUGGGCCGUUUCCCGAUCACGGUGUGCACGUAGUGAUGGAAGAACCGGCUCGUUCUUGGAAGAGGUUUUUUUCCCCCAAGCCCCCUUCCACUCGGAAAAAAUAACCCCCCUGAAAGGCAAAAUAGGAUGCCUUGCUUUUUUUCCCCCGACGGAGAGAAAACGGAUGCUGUGACGAGAUAGAACAUUGAUUAAUGGCGCGUUUUGGAGACGAGCUACCCAACAGGUAUGGAGGUGGAGGAGGAGGAGGUGGUGGUGGCGGUGGUGGCGGGGGUGCCGGCGGACAAGGGGGGCCCGGCCGCGGUGGCAGCAGGCAAGGGGGGCCCCCCGCAGGGCAGCGGAUGUACAAGCAGUCGAUGGCCCAGAGAGCCCGGACCAUGGCCCUGUACAACCCCAUACCCGUCCGGCAGAGCUGCCUAACGGUCAACCGCUCCCUCUUCCUCUUCAGCGAAGACAACCUGGUGAGGAAGUACGCCAAAAAGAUCACCGAAUGGCCUCCGUUUGAAUGGAUGAUUCUCACCACCAUCAUUGCGAACUGCAUCGUUCUGGCUCUGGAGCAGCACCUCCCUGAUGGAGACAAGACGCCUCUCUCUGAACGCCUGGAGGAGACGGAGCCCUACUUCAUAGCCAUCUUCUGCUUCGAGUCGGGGAUAAAGAUCCUGGCUCUGGGCUUCGCGCUGCACAAAGGCUCCUACCUGAGGAACGGCUGGAACGUCAUGGACUUCGUGGUCGUGCUCACCGGUAUUUUGUCCUCAGUGGGGUCUCAGCUCGACCUGAGGACACUCCGAGCCGUCAGAGUGCUCCGACCACUGAAACUGGUGUCUGGGAUCCCCAGCCUGCAGGUGGUGCUCAAGUCCAUUAUGAAGGCCAUGAUCCCGCUGCUGCAGAUCGGCCUGCUGUUGUUCGUGGCCAUCCUCAUGUUCGCCAUCAUCGGCCUGGAGUUCUACAUGGGAAAGUUCCACACUACGUGCUACGACAAAGUCACGCGAGAGGUGGUGGACAAUAUGCCGUGCGGCACGGAGCUGCCGUCGCGGCUGUGUCCCAACGGCACCGUGUGCGAAGGCCACUGGAUCGGACCCAACUACGGCAUCACGCAGUUCGACAACAUCCUGUUCGCCGUGCUCACCGUCUUCCAGUGCAUCACCAUGGAGGGAUGGACGGAGAUGCUCUACUUUAGUAACGACGUGGAGGGCAGCGCAUGGAACUGGAUGUACUACAUCCCCCUCAUCAUCAUCGGCUCCUUCUUCAUGCUCAACCUGGUGCUGGGUGUGCUCUCAGGUGAAUUCGCCAAAGAGAGAGAGCGCGUGGAGAACCGGAGCGAGUUCCUCAAGCUGAGGCGGCAGCAGCAGAUCGAGAGGGAGCUCAACGGAUACCUGGAGUGGAUCUGCAAAGCAGAAGAAGUGAUCCUGGCGGAGGAGGACGGCACAGUGAACUUCGAUGGUUCGAGGCGAAGGCCAACCAUCAAAACCAAAAACAACAAGACGGAGCUGCUGAACCCAGAAGAAGGCGAGGACAACAUGGGGGACGCCGUAGGUUUCGCCCGCUCCAGCCUGAAGAACGGGAUCGAAGGCUCCAACUACAGCAAGAAGGAGCGACGGCUGCGCUUCUUCAUCCGCAAGAUCGUGAAGACUCAGGCCUUCUACUGGACCGUGCUGUGCCUGGUGGGCCUCAACACCAUGUGUGUGGCCGCCGUGCACUACAACCAGCCCGAGCUGCUGUCCGACUUCCUCUUCUAUGCAGAGUUUAUCUUCCUUGGCUUGUUCAUGUCGGAGAUGUGUAUCAAGAUGUAUGGUCUGGGCAUCCAGCCCUACCUCCACUCUUCAUUCAACUGCUUUGACUGUGUGGUCAUCGUGGGCAGCAUCUUCGAGGUGAUUUGGGCCACCAUCAAACCAGGGACCUCCUUCGGGAUCAGCGUGCUGCGAGCGCUGCGACUGCUCCGCAUCUUCAAAGUCACCAAGUACUGGGCUCCUCUGCGGAACCUGGUGGUUUCUUUGCUAAACUCCAUGAAGUCCAUCGUCAGUUUGCUCUUCCUCCUCUUCCUCUUCAUCGUGGUCUUUGCCUUGCUGGGGAUGCAGCUGUUCGGAGGACAAUUCAACUUUGAGGAGGGAACGCCUUCAACCAACUUCGACACGUUUGCAGCAGCCAUCAUGACAGUGUUUCAGGUCCUGACUGGAGAGGACUGGAACAUGGUGAUGUACUACGGCAUCGAGUCCCAGGGAGGAGUCAACGACAAAGGCAUGGUCUUCUCCAUCUUCUUCAUCGUGCUCACACUCUUCGGCAACUACACUCUGCUCAACGUCUUCUUGGCCAUCGCCGUGGACAACCUGGCCAACGCACAGGAGCUCACCAAGGACGAGGAGGAGCAGGAGGAAGCAGCCAAUCAGAAGACGGCGAUGCAGAAGGCCAAGGAGGUGGCGGAGGUCAGCCCGCUGUCAGCUGCCAACCUGUCCAUCGCUGCGAAGGAGCAGCAGAAGAACAACAUCAAGGGCGGCAAGUCGGUGUGGGAGCAGAGGACCAGCGAGAUCCGCCGGCAGAACCUGAUGACCAGCCGCGAGGCGCUCUACAACGAGCUGGAGCAGGAGGACUGGAAGGUGGGAGGAGAAGGAGAGGAGGUGUCCUACCCACGGAAAGCACGUGGAGAUAUGAAGACCCACCUGGACCGCCCGCUGGUGGUCAACCCCCAGGACAACCGCAACAACAACACCAACAAGACCCAACCUGGCGAGCUGCCCCUGGACCAGGAGUACCGGCGCCAGGACGUGGACCACCGCCUCCGCGCCACCCACCACUACCACCACCACCUGCGGAGGGCCGAGGCGCCGGACGGCGGCGGGGGGGCGGAGACCCGCAUCGAGCGGGGCUUCAGCUGCACGUCGCUGGGCAACGCGGAGGGCCAGCAGGGCGAGGACAGGCACGUCCACAGGAACCACCGGGGCCACCGGCACAAGAACCGGGAGGGCCGCAGCGUCUCCCCCCACCGGAGCGCCGGCGCCGAGGGCCGCCACGAGCACCGCAGGUCCCGGCAGCACCGCCGCGAGGGCGAGGAAGGCAGGAGACACAGGUCCAAGGGGACAGAGGGGGAGGCGGAGAAGGGCGAGGAAGGGGAGGGCCGGAAGGCGAGGAGGCAUCGCCGCGUUAACCAGGAGAAGAGCAGAGGGCACCGCAGCCGGAGGGAGCACCACAGCAGCGGGCCCGGCCUCUCCGCGGUGCGACCCGUACAGCAGCGCAACGAGGACCUGGACAACCUGCGCAACAACAGCAAGCUGACCGGCCUCCCGCCGGACCGCCGCGACCACGUCAACAACCUGCUGAACCGCCGCGACGCCGACGCCCACAUGCUGCACAGCAUGGACAGCCUGAUCCUGACCAGCAUGGCCAAGCCCGAGUACACCAGGAUAGACAUGCCGCCCGUCUACCCGUACCCCUCCACCAACGCCAUCCUGCAAGUGAACAAGAACGCCAACACGGACCAGAAGAAGAUCGAGGAGAAGAAGGAGGAGGAGGACGAGGGGGGAGACGAGGAUGGCCCCAAACCAAUGCCUCCCUUCAGCUCCUGCUUCAUAAUGUCCACCACCAACCCGUUCCGGAGGUGCUGCCACUACAUCCUGACCCUGAAGUACUUUGAGUUCAGCAUCCUGUCCGUCAUCGCCAUGAGCAGCAUCGCCCUCGCCGCUGAGGACCCCGUGUGGCCCGAGUCCCCACGCAACAAUGUGCUGCGUUAUUUUGACUACGUUUUCACAGGCGUCUUCACAUUUGAAAUGUUGAUCAAGAUGGUGGUGCUGGGCCUCUUUCUCCACCAGGGCUCCUACUUCCGCGACUUGUGGAACAUUCUGGACUUUAUAGUGGUUAGUGGUGCUCUGGUGGCCUUCGCCUUCACGGGAAGCAGCAAGGGCAAAGACAUCAGCACCAUCAAGUCCCUCCGCGUGCUGAGGGUCCUGCGUCCUCUGAAGACCAUCAAGCGCCUGCCCAAGCUGAAGGCAGUGUUUGACUGCGUGGUCAACUCUCUGAAGAACGUGCUGAACAUCUUGAUCGUCUACAUGCUCUUCAUGUUCAUCUUCGCCGUGGUGGCCGUGCAGCUCUUCAAAGGCCGCUUCUUCUUCUGCACGGACGAAUCCAAAGAGUUUGAGCGGGACUGCAGGGGGGAGUUCCUGUUGUACGCAGGAGAGGAAAUCAAAGCUCAGAAGCGGGAGUGGAAGAAGUACGAUUUUCACUACGACAACGUGGCUUGGGCCCUGCUCACCCUCUUCACUGUCUCCACGGGAGAGGGGUGGCCGCAGGUGUUAAAGCACUCGGUGGACUCCACCUAUGAGAAUCAGGGCCCUAGCCCGGGUUAUAGGAUGGAAAUGUCCAUCUUUUACGUGGUGUACUUCGUUGUCUUCCCCUUCUUCUUCGUGAACAUCUUUGUGGCUCUCAUCAUCAUCACCUUCCAGGAACAGGGGGAUAAGAUGAUGGAAGACUACAGUUUAGAAAAGAAUGAGAGAGCAUGUAUAGAUUUCGCCAUCAACGCCCGACCUCUGACUCGCCACAUGCCGAAGAACAAGCUGAGCUUCCAGUACCGCUUGUGGCAGUUCGUGGUGUCUCCGCCCUUCGAGUACAGCAUCAUGGCUCUGAUCGCACUCAACACCAUCGUCCUCAUGAUGAAGUUUGACGGCGCGUCGGAGACGUACGACGAGGUCCUGAAGAACCUCAACAUCGUCUUCACCACCUUCUUCUUUCUGGAAUCGGUCCUCAAGGUCAUCGCUUUUGGCCCUCUGAACUUCUUCAGAGACGCCUGGAACGUCUUUGACUUUGUGUCGGUCGUGGGAAGCAUCACCGACAUCCUGGUGACGGAGUUCGGGGACAACUUCAUCAACUUGAGCUUCCUGCGGCUCUUCAGAGCGGCUCGUCUCAUCAAGCUGCUCAGGCAGGGGGAGACCAUCCGCAUCCUGCUGUGGACCUUCGUCCAGUCCUUCAAGGCCCUGCCGUACGUGUGCCUGCUCAUCGCCAUGCUCUUCUUCAUCUACGCCAUCAUCGGCAUGCAGUUGUUCGGUAACCUGGCCCUGAACGACGAGGAGGAGAGCGCCAUCGACGAGCACAACAACUUCAGGACCUUCAUCAUGGCCCUCAUGCUGCUGUUCAGGAGCGCUACGGGCGAGGCGUGGCAUGACAUCAUGCUGGCGUGCCUGGGCGGGAAGCAGUGCGACCCGGCCUCAGGGAACACGGAACCCGAAUGUGGCAGCACCUUCGCCUACACCUACUUCGUCUCCUUCAUCUUCCUCUGCUCUUUCCUGAUGCUGAAUCUGUUCGUGGCCGUCAUCAUGGACAACUUUGAGUACCUGACCAGGGACUCGUCCAUCCUGGGGCCGCAUCACCUGGACGAGUACGUAAGGAUCUGGGCCGAGUACGACCCGGCCGCCUGCGGGCGCAUACAUUAUAAGGAUAUGUACAGUUUAUUGCGAGUUAUCUCCCCUCCCCUGGGCCUUGGCAAGAAAUGCCCACAUAGGGUGGCCUGCAAGAGGCUGCUGCGCAUGGAUCUGCCGGUUGCCGAUGACAACACGGUGCAUUUUAACUCCACCCUCAUGGCUCUGAUCAGGACGGCACUGGACAUAAAGAUUGCCAAGGGCGGUGCAGACAAGCACCAGAUGGACGCAGAGUUGAGAAAAGAGAUGAUGGCCAUUUGGCCGAACUUGUCGCAGAAGACACUGGACUUGCUGGUUACGCCGCACAAGGCAGCCACAGACUUGACGGUGGGCAAAAUCUACGCUGCCAUGAUGAUCAUGGAAUACUACCGGCAGAGCAAGACGAAAAAGCUGCAGGCCCUGCGAGAGGAACAGAACCGAACGCCAUUAAUGUUUCAGCGCAUGGAGCCCUCUGAGGGAGGGGGCACGGACGGCCAGGGGGGUCAGGGCCUCAACGGCCUCCCCAGCAACCAGCCAGACAACAUCAACAGCGUACCGCCAGAGGGGGGCGUGACCGAGAGUCAAUCGUGGGUGACGGCCAAAGCCCAGGAAAUGUUCCAGAAGACGGGUAACUGGAGCCCCGACAGGCCGUACCCCGACGAUCUCCACGACAACCGCCACAACCCGCAGACGGUUGAGAUGAGGGAGAUGGGGCGGGACGGGUACUCCGACACUGAGCCCUAUCACCCAAUGGAAGGGCAUGGGCGGACCCUCUCCAUGCCCCGCCUCUCGGCAGACAACCAAAGAGCUCAUGCUGUUUCGCGGAGGAGACACAGGCCUCGUGGAAAUAACCUCAGUACCAUCACCGACACCAGCCCCAUGCGGCGCUCCACCUCCAGCCUGGUCCACGGGCGCACGGGCCGGGGCGUGAGGCUGGACGACUACUCCCUCGAGAGGGUGGUGUCCGAGGAGGGGAGGCACGGGGGAGGCCGCAGACACAGGGACCGGAGCCAGCGCGCCUCGCAGCGCUCGCUCACCCGCUACACCGACGCCGACACGGGUCUGGGCACAGAUCUCAGCACCACCACGCAGUCGGGCGACCUCCCACCCAAGGAGCACGAGAGGGACCGCGGCCGCACCAAGGACCGGCGCCACCACCACCACCACCACCACCACCACCACGGCUCCGUGGACAAGGAGCGCUACGGCCCCGAGAGGCACGACUACCCACACCGGCCCCCCCACGACCGCCACUGGUCCCGCUCCCCCAGCGACGGGACCGACGGGCGGGGACCCCGACAGGGCAGUAGCUCGGUGAGCGGCAGCCCGGUGCCGUCCACCUCGGGGACCAGCACUCCGCGGAGAGGCCGUCGCCAGCUGCCCCAGACCCCCGCCGUCCCCCGCCCGCAUGUCACCUACUCCCCCACUGUCCGCAAGCCCAGCUACGGCCCCCCCGGGGGGACGGGCCGGCUGCGCUCGCCCUCCCCCCGCCACUUCUCCCCGCCAGACCACGACCGGGGCUACCACCACCGACCCCCGUCGCGCCAAGCCUCCCCCCACCACGGGGGCUCCUCGUCCCGGCACGGCUCGCCGCGCUCCCCUCGGCACCAGUCCCCGCGCUCGCCCCCCCACGGCUCGCCCAGGUCACCUCACCGGGGCCGCUGGAGCGGGCCCCCGCCCGGGGACAGCCUGGAGGGGGACGGCCCGUUCUACGAGCGCGACUACGAGUACGAGCGGCACCACGAGCCCCCCGCCUACGAGCAGAGCCUCUCCCACGGCAACCCCCACCCACACGGGGGAAACCCUCACCCGCGCUCCCCCAGGACUGCCCGCCAGGGGCCCACUCCGCCCCCGCACCCGCAUCCACGCAGGGUGCCCAACGGCUACCGCUCGUCCUCCCCAUCGCCGCAUCGGCGGGGGCCGCCCGGAGCACCCCCCCAUCCCCACCAUCGGCCCCCGCAUCCCCGAGGGCCCCGCAAGGGUCUGCACGAACCUUUCAGUGAGACGGACGAGGACGACUGGUGCUAGCGACCACGUGGGGGGGGGGGGAUGAGGGCGGAGACGAGGAGACCGGCGCUCUGGCCUUGGAUGAGUAGACUUUUCGUAAAGCAGAGGUGGUAAGAAAUGUCGGAGGGGGGCGUACGCCCUCCAAACCCCCUACACUCACCCCGCGGACUCUAAAGGAGAGGAAUCGGGUGCAGGGCGAGGGGGGGGGGGGGGGGGCUGCUAUUAGCCUUUCACACAAUUUUGUGUAGGACUCAAAUUAAGUGAUGGAGUGACGUGGAUAAACAUGAAAAAGAGACCGCCAAGAACACCUCUCUCAGAACUACACUUCCCAGAAUGCUAUGCCUGACCAGCAAGGCCGGGCUGAAGGAGGGAGAGGGAGACCCAGGGAGGAGCGCGCGAGGCGGGCCGGGGCGGCCGCGGGCCUCGAGGCCCGAUAGCGCUUCUCUCGCACGCGGCGCGUGAUUGGCUUAGUUUCGUCAGACGGCGCCGGCGGUCCGCUCUUGCAAAAAGCCAGAAAAACGAGUCGGGACACAGCGUCCCCAGCGGCGACUCGGACAGAUAUGUUCAAAGAAAAAUGAUUUAACACAAAGCCAGGACCCCCUAACCCUUACAUGCCAAGCUAUGCCUCCAGAAAAUCAAACUUGAACAAUGAAGAACAAAAACUUUACCUGACAAACAAUGAAAAGAAAAAAAGGGAGAACAACCACUUUAUCUUCAACCUUUUUCCAAGGGACAGAACCAGGAAGCUCCGCCUAUACUGCAAAAACCAGCCAAUCACAGCGCUGGCUGAUAUUCGAUGAGUUUUAUCAUCUCUGUUUACUGUUAAAGACUCACUUAAUGCUGGAGGAACCGGUGUGACAUCACUUCCUGUCCAGCGGUGGCGGUAGUGCAUGGGAGGGAGGGGAGCAGGGGGGCGGGGCACGUGCACGCUCACUUCCUGUUCGAGGGCGCAAUGGCGGUGGGCGUCUGGUAGCUCGAGAAGCGAGUUGAACACUUGGCCGAGCCCCUUCCCGACAGGAAAUGACAUCACACGGUUGAGCGGGGCGGAGGACAGGAAACCAGGGACGGGGAAAAAGACUAAUUUCUUCAGAGUUUCGUCGAUUACUUCUCCUUCUUGUUCUUCUUCGGACAUUGGAGCUUGGUUCUUCUGUUGCAUUCGCUCAGCCUCCGUUUGAUCUUUUUUGGAGUCCAAAAUUUGAUGGAAGCCUGCAUGAUCGAUUAAAUACAUACUAGAGAGUAAAUCUAACUGGUGUGGGUGGGGCCUGGGGGCUUUAUAGGAAACUUUGCUUUUAGGUUUACAGAAGAAGUCCUCUUCUUUCACUCUCUCUCUCUCUCUCUCUCUCUCUCCUCAAGCGAAACUUUCAUUUACGUUUAGUCUUUAGCCGAAAACAGGCUCUGACGUUCGGCCAUUUUGUCCGAUGAAAAGCUACGACUUGUUAAAAAGAGACGCUGCGGUUCGACGUCGAGAGAAAGAGCCGAGAGAGGCGGACUUCCACCACACUUGGUUUGUUAUUGUUAAUGAUGAUAGUCUUACGAAUAAUGAUAUCUAUGUCAAUGCAAAAUGAUGAUGACAAUGAUGAUGCUGAUUGAUGAAACUGUUGCUGUAGAUUUGUUGUCAUGCUAUUUGGAGUUUUAGGUAUGCUAUGUCCAUCUUUACAUCCGUUAUGUUUAUGAUGCCUUCAGGCGACCUGUCGCGGCUCGGGAAAACUCACUCAGCGGCGUUGCGCGUUGUAACGCAACUCUUAAGACUCUCUCUUCAGAACGGGGGGGGGGGGGGGA